Molecule: messenger RNA, 2370 nt
Organism: Ilex paraguariensis (yerba mate)
Lineage: Eukaryota; Viridiplantae; Streptophyta; Magnoliopsida; Aquifoliales; Aquifoliaceae
Source: the annotation of a GenBank genome assembly
ACUACGCUUCUUUCCUUGAACUGUUAAAGCCCACGACACCUCUGUGUCUCGCUCUCUCUCUGUCUCUCGCUCUCUCUCACACACACACACACUCUAGAUAUCUGGCUGGAGUGGUUGAUAUCCCUGUUCUAGUGUGGGUGUAUGUGUGCAAGGGACAAACCUUGUACUAAGUCCCAACAAAUCUCUCUCUUCCUUUGUGUGCAGGACCGGGAAGCUUAUAUAUCCCUCAGAACCUCAACAAAGACAACCCAUUGAACAGGAAAAGUUAGAAUCACGAUGCCGUGUUACCGAUUAUUGCCAUUUUCUAUUCUAACUACCAUUCUCUUCUUCUCUUUAACUUUCUUUACCUUCUGCCGGGGAGUGUCUCAUUUUCCCACCAUCCAAGCAACACACUUUUCAGGGAAAGCUAUUGAAGGAAAUUAUCUGAUUUCUAGGGGGACCAAAAGGGUGCUUGCUGAAGGACCCAAUGAUGAACCUGUUUUGAAUUCAUCUCUUGUGUUGGCAGCCAAAAGGACAUAUAGAAAAGAUCCUCUAGAUGAUUUAAAGAAAUAUACCGGAGGUUGGAACAUUAGUGAGCGCCAUUACUGGGCUUCUGUGGGUUUUACUGCUGCUCCCCUCUUUGUUAUUGCGGCAAUCUGGUUCGUGGUAUUUGGCCUGUGCUUGUCACUCAUCUGUCUCUGCUACUGUUGUUGUCCAAGGGAGCCUUAUGGCUAUUCUCGAACAGCUUAUGCUCUCUCUCUUAUUUUACUCAUACUUUUCACCAUUGCUGCAAUCAUUGGAUGUGUUGUUUUGUACACUGGUCAGGGGAAGUUUCACAGUAGUACAGUGAAUACUUUGGAAUAUGUUGUACAUCAAGCAAAUAUAACUGCUGAGAAUCUUAGGAAUGUCUCCGAGUAUCUUGCUGCAGCCAAGCAGACUGGAGUGGAUCAAGUUUUCUUACCUUCAAACGUGCAAACUGACAUUGAUGAGAUUCAAACCAAGCUCACCUCUUCUGCUACUACCCUUUCCACUCGAACUGCUGACAAUAAAGAAAACAUACAACAUCUCAUAGAUUCUGUGAGAUUGGCUCUAAUCAUACUUUCUGCUGUUAUGCUUCUGUUGACAUUUCUUGGAUUUGUAUUUUCAAUUUUCGGCAUGCAGUUUCUUGUGUACAUCUUGGUGAUCAGUGGGUGGAUUCUAGUGACAGUAACAUUUAUUUUGUGUGGCAUAUUUCUUCUCCUCCAUAAUGCGACUGGAGACACCUGUGUAGCAAUGGAUCAGUGGGUUCAAAACCCAACUGCUCACACAGCUUUAGAUGAUAUCCUGCCUUGUGUGGACAAUGCCACUGCACAGGAGACCUUGUCAAGAACCAGGGAAGUCACUUCUCAGCUUGUCGAUGUGAUUAACCAGGUCAUCACCAAUGUCUCUAACAUCAAUUUUUCCCCGAACUUCGCACCUAUGUACUACAAUCAGUCUGGUCCAUUGCUUCCAAUUCUUUGCAAUCCAGUUAAUCAUGAUUUGACAGAUCGAGCAUGUACUGCUGGUGAGGUGGAUUUGAGCAAUGCAACACAGGUAUGGAGUAACUAUGUCUGUCAAGUUUCGGCCAGUGGCAUUUGUGUCACGACAGGGCGGUUGACUCCCGCAAUCUACAACCAGAUGGCUGCGGGUUUGAAUGUGAGCUAUGGGUUGUAUCAUUAUGGUCCAUUCCUGGUAGAUGUAGAAGACUGCAAUUUUGUGAGACAAACUUUCACCGACAUAUAUAGGAUCUAUUGUCCUGGUCUAAGGCGGUACAGCAAAUGGAUUUACGUUGGGCUGGUAAUGGUUUCGACUGCAGUUAUGCUUUCUCUUCUUUUCUGGGUUAUAUUUGGGAGAGAGCGACGACACCGUGUUUACACCAAACAGUUCAUAGCGAGAGCUGCUGCAGGCAUUGAAGGGGACAAGCAUACUUAAAAAAAAAAAAAAAUUUAAUUUGAACUAUUUCUUUGUAUCCAUCUUGGUUCUCAGGUUCUGUAAAUUGUUGAGUGGUAGGUUGGUGGAGCUUCUGUUUAUUAUGAUAGGAGUUUGAAGUUUUUCUGGAGGUUGAUCACUAGUGGAUGUUCUGAACUAGAGUUUGCAAGUCCAAUUAGAGUCAUGCGUGAUGUUUACAUUUGUUGCGCCAGCCUGAUUUAUUCUCCAAUCUGUAGGUAGGAUGUUAAUCAAGCUGAACAUUCGAAUUUUACUGUGCUUGGUCUAAGGUUUUGGCUUGAACUGACUAUUAUGUGUUCAUCUCAGUUCGAGCUUGGCUCGGUUUUUGGAUCAUAUGCUCAGGUUCGGUUAGAUUCGACUAGGUUUGUAAUAUGAGAUUGAAUUUGUGCUUAGACUCUGAUGACUCCAAAAAAUACGUACAGCUAG